AGAGAAAAAAAAAGUAUAAUUAUACUCACUGUCACUCAGAGAGAGAGAAUGGAGUAUUUCAGAAGCUCACUGCUUUGCUGAUUUUGAGAGAGAGAGAGAAGAGUGCUGCACAAGAACCCAUCUUUUCUUUAUUUUUUUUUAUUGCAUUUGAGUCUCUCAUCUAGAACUUCAUCUUCCUGUAGUUUCCACUGCAAGAUAUAGGAACCCAGAUUUAGGGUUUUUUGCGGUUCCCAACAAGGGUUUUGGGGGUAAUGUUGAGGAAGAGAACCAGGUCACUUGAGAAAGAUCAACAGAUGGGUCCUUUAACAAUGUCUGAUUCAAUGUCUGAUUCUGGUUCUGAGUCCCUCACCCAAUCUGAUUGUCUGGGAUAUAAUCACAAAACACACUCCUUUUUUGGUGUCCCCGGUCUGUUUGUUGGGUUAACUCCUAAAGGUUUGUCAGAUUGUGAUUCUGUUAGAAGCCCAACAUCUCCUCUUGAUUUUAGGAUGUUCUCAAAUCUAGGAAACCCCAAUUGGUCCCCAAGGUCAUCUCAUAAUGGGCACCAGAAGAGCUGGGAUUGCAGUAAAGUAGGUUUAAGCAUUGUAAAUUCUCUUGAUGAUGAUACGAGAGAAUCUGGCAAAGUUCUUCUAUCAUCAGACAGCAAGAAUAUUCUUUUUGGACAGCAAGUAAGAAUUAAAAAGCCAAACUUUCAAGGCAAUGCUAAUUCUUUUCAGGCACCAAAGUCUCUGCCAAGAAAUUUUUCAAUUUUUCCUCAUACCCAUACCAAAUCUCCUCUUCAGAAGGGUAGCCCUAAUGUUAUUUUUGAGAUUGGAGAAGCCCCAUUUGAACCUGAGAACUUUGGGAAAAUUCGGUCUUGUUCAUUGGAGUCCUGCAAGUCCUUCCCAACCCUAUCCCGUUUGGCUGAAAAGAACUGGAAUGUGAAUUCUGAGAAUUUCGGUUUGAAUACUCGAACUACCCCAGUGAAUACUCCUUUGCAGGUUUCUGGAGGAAGCCCAAAUUCAAACAACUCUUUGCAGACAGAUUUGAACUUUACUCAAAUGUCUGUAGGCUCUGCUAAUGGACAUAUUGUUUCUCUCUCUGCAAGUGAGAUUGAGCUUUCUGAGGACUAUACAUGUGUAAUUUCUCAUGGUCCCAACCCCAAGAAAACUCAUAUCUUUGGUGAUUGCAUCUUGGAAUCUUACUCUAAUGAAGGAAAGGAGACUGGAACCUCUCAGGCUAUUGCUAACUCUGUAAUUUCAAGCGUAUUUCCUUCAAAUGAUUUUUUGAACUUCUGUUAUCAUUGCAACAAGAAAUUGGAAGGAGGAAAGGAUAUUUACAUGUACAGAGGUGAGAAAGCCUUUUGCAGUUUAGGUUGUCGCUCAGAGGAGAUUAUGUUUGAUGAGGAGAUGGAGAAAGCAAUCGACAAAUCAUUUGAUGACUCACAUGAGUCUGACAAUGGUGAGGAACUCUUUGAAAGUGGCAUUUUUAGCGCUGCAUAGUUUCACUUGCAUGGCUUACCAAUAGCCACCAUUCCCAUGAUUAAUGAGACUGUCCAUGAAGGUAGACACCCUUGAUCAUCUGUUUAUAAAGAGCUGUUUAUGUGCAUCUUUUAGCAGCCAUGGAUGAUCGUUUUGUACAUUGUUCCCUUUGUUCAUGUUUCAUCUUUCAUGGUCGUGGGCAAUGGGCCUUUAUUUUGUUUAGUUUUUUGCUUAUCAUAAUUCAGACUUGCAUUGCCUCAUAAUUGAAGUAGAACAAGUGGGAGCUGAUUUUUCUGGCCGCCCAUUUAAUUCUUUUUCUCCUCUAUCUCUUUUAUGGCAAGAGUUAUUGUAUAAGUCUGUAGACUCAACAAGUUUUUUUCCUUGAUAUAAAAUGCAAUUAAGUAUUAUAUGC
This is a messenger RNA of Manihot esculenta (cassava), 1869 nucleotides long. Its product is annotated as FCS-Like Zinc finger 10. Lineage: Eukaryota; Viridiplantae; Streptophyta; Magnoliopsida; Malpighiales; Euphorbiaceae. Bases 252 to 1478 code for a protein of 408 amino acids. The transcript is spliced from 3 exons. The record is from RefSeq and is a predicted model, not a curated record.